This is a messenger RNA of Colletotrichum destructivum, 1527 nucleotides long. RefSeq names its product Putative cytochrome P450. Bases 1 to 1527 code for a protein of 508 amino acids. The record is from RefSeq and is a predicted model, not a curated record. The transcript has 4 exons. Gene Ontology annotation, molecular function: oxidoreductase activity, acting on paired donors, with incorporation or reduction of molecular oxygen; iron ion binding; heme binding. NCBI's taxonomy places the organism in Eukaryota, Fungi, Ascomycota, Sordariomycetes, Glomerellales, Glomerellaceae.
AUGUCUCACAACCAACAUGAAAUACAGGGGCGUAUCGAACUGAUGAUAUUCAUAUAUCUGUUGUGUGUACAGUACUUCCUGCUCGGCAUAUACAAUGUCUUCUUCCACCCCUUACGCCAUUACCCGGGGCCGCUUCUCUGGCGGUUCAGCCCGGUACCCAAGAACAUUCACAUGCUUGUGGGCAACUACGCCGCCAAAGCACGCGAAAUCCACAAGACGUACCCAGGAGCCGUCCGCGUCGCUCCCAACGAGCUCUCCUACAUCCAGCCACAGGCAUGGAAAGACAUCAUGGGCCGCCCCCUCCGGUCCGAGAUGCCCAAGGACCUGCGCUACUUCGGCGGCGAGAACUUUGGUCGCGACAGCAUCGUAACGACCCGGCCGGCUGACCACACGCGUCAGCGCCGCAUCUUCACCCACGCCUUCUCUAACACGGCCCUCAAGGCCCAGGAGCCGCUGCUGGCGUCCUACGCCGACCAGAUGGUCGAGGCCAUGGGCCGCCAUGACCGCCGCGGACGGGUCAACAUCGUGGACCUGUACAACUUCUGCACCUUUGACAUCAUGGCCGACCUCACCUUUGGCGAGCCGUUGCUGCUCCUCCAGAACGGCGCAUACAUCCCCUGGGUCCACAAUCUCUUCGCCGGGCUCAAGUUCGUCAUCUGGGGCGUCGUGCUCCUCGAGAUCCCCCUGCUGGGCCCGCUGGUCCAGGCCGUCACGGCGGCGCCGCUGAAGAAAAAGGCCCAGGAGCACACCGACUACGCGGGCCGCCUCGUCGACCGCCGCCUCGCCGAGGCGAACCACGCGAAGCCCGACAUCUGGAGCUUCGUCCUGCGUCGGAGCGGGGACGGCGCAGGAGUAGACGGUGACGACGGCGACACCAAAGGUCUCAGUGUCAGGGAGAUGCACGCCAACGCCGCCGUCUUCAUGGUCGCCGGCACCGAGACGACGGCGACGGUGCUCUCCGGGACGACCUUCCACCUGCUGCGGAACCCGCGUGCGUACGGCCUGCUGACGAGGGAGAUCCGCGGGCGAUUCGCGCGGGCCGAGGACAUCCGCGUCGACGGGCUCGUCGGGCUCGAGUACCUGCAGGCCGUGCUGAUGGAGGGGCUAAGGCUGUAUAAUCCGGCCGGCGCCGGGUUGCCGCGGAUCGUCCCGAAGGGCGGGGCCGAGAUCUGCGGCAACGUGGUUCCCCAAGGCACCCUCGUGUCAGUCAACCCGUACGUCGCCUUCACGCACCCGGACAACUGGGCCCGGCCGACCGAGUUCGUACCGGAGCGCUGGAUCCACCCAGAGGACCCGGAGUGGAAGGACGACAAGCGAGACGUCCACGAGCCGUUCUCGUACGGCCCGAGGAACUGUCUCGGGAAGAACCUCGCGUGGCUCGAGCUCCGCCUGCUCCUGGCGAAGACUCUCUGGCACUACGACAUGGAGCUGUGUCCCGGGAUGGAGGACUGGCUCGUGCAGAAGAGCUACAUCACGUGGGAGAAGGGGCCGUUGAUGGUGACGCUGAAACCCGUGGAAAGGGAUUGA